AUGGCCCAACCAGCCCAGAAACCUUCUUCAAGCAAACUGGAACAUCAAAGGCUUUGUUGGCACUAUGGAGAUCUAGUUUCUUACGGCUUCAGACGUCUGCAAAGUAAAUAUCAUUCAAGGACGGCAGAGCUCCCUGACCUAACCUACAUCGAAAACGCACUGGCGGCACUCUCUCUUGACACCGUCCAAACACAGGAAGCUCUUGCGAAUCAGCUGCAAUCUAGCCUCCUGCCUCUCCUGCAAGGCCAAAUCAACACUCUCUUCCAAGUACUAGACCCCGCUGGUUUACGAAAUCAACCAAGGCCAAAGCUUAGUCUUGUCUUGCAGACUCAAGCAGAACUCGAUGACAGCUUGGAUCAAAUCAAAUAUCUCACUGCCACCUUAUGUCCAGACCCUGCAACUCAACCACAUCGAACGGAUGACCAUGGUCUUGAACGAUUCAAAUCCUGCAGACUCUACCGGCUGAAAGCCAACGUCGAAUUAGUGUUACCCUGGCGAAUGUGUGAAAUAUUUGAGGCGGCCGAUAAGCUCAUCCAAAAGAUGGAGCUUUCAUGGGAGGUGUACGGCGGGGCGCAGCACAGAGUUCACCGGCGUCCAUGUAGCGGUAGCAGGUUACCGCGGCGACGACCAGAGCGGGCCGGCGCAGCCGGGCGGAUAGACUAG
Puccinia graminis f. sp. tritici CRL 75-36-700-3 is the source of this 663-nucleotide messenger RNA. RefSeq lists its product as uncharacterized. NCBI's taxonomy places the organism in Eukaryota, Fungi, Basidiomycota, Pucciniomycetes, Pucciniales, Pucciniaceae. The coding region runs from base 1 to 663 and encodes 220 amino acids. The transcript has 2 exons. The record is from RefSeq and is a predicted model, not a curated record.